This is a messenger RNA of Sus scrofa (pig), 1605 nucleotides long. Lineage: Eukaryota; Metazoa; Chordata; Mammalia; Artiodactyla; Suidae. The record is from RefSeq and is a predicted model, not a curated record.
AUGAGGUUCAGCUCAGGCUGCGGUUGGCAGCUCACGGAGCUCCUCGAGGCACGGCCCGGGGUGAUGGUGGCGCGGCUGCUGCCGGUGCCGUGCACCGGCCAGGCUGCGGGGGCUGGAGCGCAGUGUCCACGUGUGCGCUUCCUCUGGGAGCCUGUGGAACUCAGAGGGCUGAGUGAGGGCCGUGCUCCCAGUGUGACAGGAGCUGCCAUGCGGUGUUCCAUCAGGUUCUGCUGUAUAACCUCGGUGGGCAUUGGAUUCCUGUGGCUCUUCCGCACCCUGACAGCCCCCCAGGAAAUUGAAGAGGACCAGAGCAUGAUGGCCACCAAAGCCCAAGAAAAAACUUACAGGAGAGAGAGGGAUCUGGAGCCACCAAUAGACUGGCAGAACCUCACCUUCAAAUAUUUGGAAAAACUCCAGCAGAGAAGAAAGACCUGGCUGACGGUGGGCAUCUCCUCGAGGUCCUGGCUGGACCGCAGCAGCCUCUUGUCCACGCUGCUGUCCCUGUUCCGAGCCACCUCGAAGGCGGAGCAGAAGCACCUCACGGUGCUGGUCCACCUGGCGGACCUGGACCUCCCUGAGCUCAGAGAGACAGUCUUCCACCUUUCAAGCCUCUUCAGCCCCCAGCUCCUGGCGGGGCAGCUGCUGCUGAUCCACGCACCACCUGAUGCCUACCCCGCGGAGGCGAGCAUCAGGGGCCCGGCCUGGCACCCAGACAGUGUGUUCUCCAGGCAGAACUUGGAGCACGCCUACCUCGUGAGCUCCGCUGCCAGGCUCUCGGAAUACUUCCUGCUGCUGGAGGACAACGCCUUCUGUGCCCCCAGCUUCCUCAGCCACAUUCAGUGGAAGGUGGACACCAUGAAGUCUGAGCCCUGGGUGCUCCUGGAAUUCUCCAACAUGGGCUUCCUGGGCAAACUCUUCCACAGCAGGGACCUCCCGGUCCUGGCCCACUUCCUCCUCCUCUUCUACACAGAGAAGCCCCUCGACAGACUCAUCCCUCAUUUCCGCACCCUCCUGGCCCAGAAGGACCCCAUCCUCUGCCGCCCUUUCCUCUUCUACCAGAGGAACUCCUUCCAGGCCUCUAACGACAGCUGGAAGGCCUCCGAUGCGCAGAGGAAGAGCCCCCGUGGUCCCCACAACCCCCCGGGAGCCGUUUUCACCGACAUGAAGGUUUUUGAUGUGCACUUCCCCUGGGAGGCCUACACGCUGGACGAGUCCUUCUUUUGGACCCACGGAGUCAGGGCAGGAAACCACCUGACGGUCAUUCUGAACCAAUCGGCCAACCUGAGACGCGUGCAGGUGCUGACCGGCACCAUCGUGGACGGGACCCAUGCCCUGGAGAAGGGGCAGGUGGAGCUGGGCUAUGACCCCGAGGGGGUGCCCCAGCACUGCACCAGCUUCGCCCUGCUGGGCCGGCUCUGGGAAGGGCAGCUGGAUCAGGAGAUAUGGCCGAGGAGCAUGGGGUACGAUGUGAGCUGUGUGAGGCUGAUGGUCAACACCGAUCAGGUUGGCAGUCUCAUAAUCAGGCACAUUUACCUCUGGGAGGAACAUGCCGGGGACAUAGAAGCAGCUUGGGGUGAGGAUAAUUCAGUGACUGUGAAACAUUAA